Molecule: messenger RNA, 1732 nt
Organism: Daldinia decipiens
Lineage: Eukaryota; Fungi; Ascomycota; Sordariomycetes; Xylariales; Hypoxylaceae
Exons: 2
Coding region: 578-1063 (161 amino acids)
Source: RefSeq, a predicted model, not a curated record
ACUUACCCCUUUCGUACUUGAAAAGUACCCCCUAUCUCUUGAAGGAGUUCAAGUCUUCCCCUUUUAUCUCGCCUUUUCGGGGUCAAUCCUACCACAUGAACACCUACGAACAGAUCGGCAGCAUGGGAUAAUAAUAACUUAGCGCGAUCGCGCUUGGCUUCUUGUCCUUCUCCAAUGACGCACGUUAAAAUCUCUUUGAUCGACUAGAAACCACAGGGAUGUUGAUAGACAUUCUCCAUAUUACUUGCAACCUUGCACGAGUUAGCCAGGUCCAUAAUGGUUCAAUAAUGGUUCAUAAUGGUCCUUGUAAAGAAACAAUCCCAUAGGGGAACUAAGAAUGUCUUAUCACGUUUCGACAAAGCCUGGUUGUCACGUUAGUUUUAGUCAAUUUGGUACAUUUGUUAUUUAAGACCUCAGGGACCUCUUCUUAGAUAUUCAAUUUAGAAGGUACCUUUCCCACGUUAAGAAGGCUGCGUAAAAUCAACUUCUUUCCAUCUACGUCAACUCGACUUGAUUAAUACCACAAUUACCUCACAUACUCAACUUAACCUAGUCUAUUUACCUAAUAGUCGUCAAGAUGCGCAUUUCUUCCCUCUUAACUACGGUAGCCGGCGCUACUUCUGCGUCCGCCGCGGUGAUGCGAAUUGAUGCCACCGCCGCACCCUGGAAAUGGACUGUAACAGGAUGGAGUGCUGGUUGCGCGAGAGAAUGUCAUUAUGACUUCAACGUGACCGGCACCGGAAGUUCUUUGUCGAGGCCGCCUAGACCUUCGUUUAAGGCGUACUGUAGCGGAGAAGGCGAGGGUGCCAACUAUAGGGCCUGUACAGCGCUCGAGGAAACCGAAACCGACUAUCUUGUCCUUGCGAAACUCCUUCCGAACAACGGCACUGCCAACGGAACAUCGCACAAGCCUCAGAUCCAAGUGAGCGUAAAGUUCACCGACCUAGAUGUUGCGUCGACGUGGUGGAACUACACUGGGAAGGCCGUGGCGUCGUACAACCAAUUCGUAGCGCCGCUUAUGAACUUCACCAUCACUCCCGAUACCAUUUACGGUGUAGCGUAACAGCGGGGAGUUUUAGGGUAGCGCACGGUGAUGUAUCAGGUGCGACAUCUUGGCGUACUCGAUGUCGGGUUAUCGACGUGGCCCGGGAAGCAAACAUUUGUGUUGCAAACGUGGACGGUUCAUUGGCGACAACGGCGUACAACCUACUGACCGAGAUGAUCUCGAUGGUCGGUCGCGAAUCACCCUCGCAUAGUAGUCCGGACUAUUCAGUUUCCUAUGCUAAAAUGAGUCAAGAAGCACGCCCUUAAUAAACCUCAACUACCCAACCUGAACGUCGAAUCAAACCCACAUAUGCCCUGCUGAAAGGAUCAUCUUGAACGACGAUCACAAGAUGAGAUUGAGGAGGGACCAUCAGUUGGUGGAUCUACACCUGGCCCUCCCGGCUUGUAUGUCUCGCGAGAGUGAGGUCGUACGCCUAGACUAUAGUCGUUCUUGUACAUAGACAGGACAGAUGUUGAUUGCAGAUGUCAAGAUGACUUGAUUGACAGGCAGACAUAUCAACUUAUAAUGUUAAUCAUUGACCUAGUUAAUAAUUAUAAAACCUUACAUUCUUCAAAUAACCAGUUUCAUGUAGAGGAAUUUGUGAGAUCAUCUGUCUUGGCAAUCGUCGUAUAGUGUAUAGGUAUGUAUGUACCGAGUCCUAGAUUAGACCUCAGUUAGGCAGCCUGA